This is a messenger RNA of Rhodofomes roseus, 1073 nucleotides long. RefSeq lists its product as uncharacterized. The coding region runs from base 144 to 995 and encodes 283 amino acids. NCBI's taxonomy places the organism in Eukaryota, Fungi, Basidiomycota, Agaricomycetes, Polyporales, Fomitopsidaceae. The record is from RefSeq and is a predicted model, not a curated record. The transcript has 3 exons.
GUUGAUUCCCGUACGUGAAUUCGCAUGCAACAUCAUAGACGGCACAUUGCAAGACACCGGGCAUCCCAGGAGCGGGUCCAUAAUCAAAGGUCGCUAUCGAUUCAUUCGAACGUGCUCUACUACAUCUAUCCCCACCUUCGACUAUGGCUACCGAUUCACAAGUAUGGUUCAUUACUGGAGCGUCAUCGGGUUUCGGCCGGCAUAUGACUGAACUGGUGCUGAAGAAAGGACAUAAGGCAGCUGCGACACUUCGAAAGCCAGAGGUCGUCGCGGAUCUCGCGGCACAAUACGGCUCAGACAGAGUCCUUGUUUUGAAGCUUGACGUCUCGUCAGCACACGAGAUCAAGGAGGCAUUCGGAGCAGCGGUGGAUCAUUUCGGACGUAUCGACGUGGUGUUCAGCAAUGCUGGGCACAAAGUCGAGCACGCACCCGAGGACAUGGCACGGGAGAUGUUCGAGACGAAUUUCUGGGGUUCCGUGAACGUUGCAAAGGAAACACUGCGCGUAUUCCGCGACGUGAACAAAACGGCCGGGGGGCACCUUCUGCAGGUCUCUUCUUCCUCCGCUAUACAAGGCUUCCCGGCUUUUGGCUUCUACAGCGCGACGAAGCAUGGUGUCAUAGAAGCGCUGGCAGGAGAGCUUGAUCCGGGAUGGAAUGUCAAGAUCACCCUCAUAGAACCGGGAGCUUUCCGCACCGGAGCUGUCAGCACGAACUUGCCAAGUGUGCCUCUGCAAGGACCUUACGCAAAACCCAACUCGAUGCCUGCAGUGGUCCGUUCCAUCAUCAAUGAAGAGAAUUUCAAGCAGCUUCCGCAUCCUACCCAUGCCGUGGCGGCGAUGUAUAAGUUGACGACCAUCCCCGACCCACCGCUUCAUUUACCCCUAGGCCAGCAGGGAAUCGACAUCGUGAAAAGAAAGCUUACCAGCAUGCUGGCGGAGACCGACAAAUUCGCAUCGUGGUCGGAUGGAAUGGGGGUUGACGAGGUUCAAUUCUGAAGUCGGUAACGUGAUUCGAAGGCUUGCGAUCAUACUAUGGUGAAUCGUCGUUCCAACUGCAAUCUAUCUAUAGUGCGC